ACUGAGCUCAGAUUGCUACAGCAUGUUGCCCAAGACUCUUCUCUCCAGGGGUGCCGCCCUGGCUGCUCUGGACCUCUCUCUGCCUGGCUGGACGGCCCAGCGGUCAGUUUCCUCUGUCACCAUCCCGCCUCCGGCCUGCAUGCUGCGGCCGCUGGAGGUGCCCAACCGCUACCUGUUUGGCCCUGGACCCUCAAACGUGCCCCCUCGAGUGCUGGCUGCUGGAGGGAGGCCCAUCAUUGGACAUCUCCACCCUGAAAUGUAUGAGAUUAUGAACGACAUCAAGAAGGGAAUCCAGUAUGCGUUUCAGACGAACAACCACAUGACUCUGGCCAUGAGCGGCUCAGGCCACGCAGCGAUGGAGUGCGCGGUGUUUAACACGGUGGAGCCGGGGGAGAGCGUGCUGGUGUCCGUUAACGGCGUGUGGGGGGAGCGUGUGGCUGAAAUCGCUGAGAGAAUGGGGGCCAAAGUUCACACUCUGGUAAAGGCGCCUGGUGGGUAUUUCACUAAUGAAGAAAUUGAAAAGGCUUUAGCCAAACACAAGCCAGUUCUGUUUUUCCUCACACAUGGAGAGUCCUCGGCUGGCCUGGCCCACCCCAUCGACGGUAUUGGAGACUUGUGUCGCAAAUACAACUGCUUGUUCUUAGUGGAUUCAGUGGCGUCACUGGGAGCUGCACCUCUACUGAUGGACCAACAAAAAAUCGACAUCCUGUACACCGGCUCCCAGAAGGCCUUAAAUGCUCCUCCAGGCACAGCACCCAUUUCAUUCAACGACAGAGCAUGCCACAAGAUGUUCAACAGAAAAACGAAACCCGUGUCCUACCUCUUUGACAUGACCCAUCUGUCCAACUACUGGGGCAACAACGGCAAACCUGCAAGAGAUUACCAUCACACCGGCCCCGUCUCUGGCUUCUUCACCCUCAGAGAGAGUCUGGCCAUCCUGGCUGAGAAGGGUCUGGAGAACUCCUGGAGGCACCAUAAAGAGGUAGCAGAGUAUCUAUGGAAGGGUUUAGAGGACCUGGGCCUGAAACUCUUCAUCAAGGACAAGGAUUUAAGACUGCCCUCGGUCACCACCAUCGCGAUCCCUGAUGGAUACGAGUGGAAGGAACUUCUAGCUUACAUGUUAAAGCAACACCAGAUGGAGAUGACGGGCGGUUUGGGGCCCUCCAUAGGCAUGGUGAUGCGGGUGGGACUGAUGGGCUACAACUGCAGCAAAUACAACGCUGAUAAGGCCCUGGCAGCCUUGGCCGACGCUCUGAAACACUGCCCAAAGCGCAAAGCCUAGACUACACACUGCCCUGCAGCACCGUCAGACACCUCAGUCAAAGCACAGGCGGCAUGGACAGAAACAUUGUACAGAUGGCAAAUAUCACAGAGGACUUUAAACAGGAGAAAUAUCCGUCUGUCUGUAAUGAAUACAGACAUGACAACUCCCACUGCAAAGGGCUCUGUGCAUAUUAAUAGUGAUGACUUGUAAACCUUCACAGCAAAAAAUAAUAUCUUAACAAGUGAAAACGUCUUAAAUGUAGUCAAUAAAUCUAAUAUCUCUCAUUAUGAGACUGUUGUAAGACUAUUAUAAGAUUAUUAAACCUGUUUCUGUACAUGUUUUACUUGUUUUAAGUGAUUUUAUCUGGUGAAAGUGUCUUAUUCCAUUGGCAGAUUAGUUUACUUGUUUUGGAGAUAUAAUGAAGAUUAUUUCUUGAUAUGAGAGAAAUAAUGAUUAAAACAAGUAACAUGAUCUGACAAUGAAAUAAGACACUUUUAUAAGAUAAAACUGCUUAAAAACAAGUAAAAAUGUCUAGAAAUAAGUUAAAUAAUCUCACAAUAUUCUUACAACAGUCUCAUAAUGAGAAAUAGUAGAUUUGUUGACUACAUUUAAGAUGUUUACACUCACUAAGACAUCAUUUUUUGCAGUGUUGUUAGCAGAGUGAUGGAUCUGUUGAAAUUAAUGUGUAAAUUGUACAGUAAACUGGAAAAGAUGUUCCUUUCAACUUCA
This is a messenger RNA of Colossoma macropomum (tambaqui), 1993 nucleotides long. RefSeq names its product alanine--glyoxylate and serine--pyruvate aminotransferase b (gene agxtb). The coding region runs from base 23 to 1282 and encodes 419 amino acids. The transcript has 11 exons. Gene Ontology annotation, molecular function: L-alanine:glyoxylate transaminase activity; L-serine:pyruvate transaminase activity. Gene Ontology annotation, cellular component: peroxisome. The record is from RefSeq and is a predicted model, not a curated record. Lineage: Eukaryota; Metazoa; Chordata; Actinopteri; Characiformes; Serrasalmidae.